Messenger RNA from Closterium sp. Yama58-4, 3003 nucleotides. Lineage: Eukaryota; Viridiplantae; Streptophyta; Zygnematophyceae; Desmidiales; Closteriaceae. The record is from the annotation of a GenBank genome assembly.
AUGUGGCCUGAUUACAUUCCCAUUCCCAUGCACAACCGAACGCUGGAGGAACAAGGACUGGAUUCAAACCCUAUGUACAGCUUGUUCUUAUAUCGAGAGGGCCAUGCCUGGGGAGGCAGCAGCAGUUUAGAGGAGGCAAAGAGGAGCCUCUGUGGGACUGUGCCCGUGCUCUUCAUCCCAGGGAACGCGGGCUGCUACAAGCAGGUGCGCUCCCUGGCGUCUGUCUCGCACCACAUCUACCACGCCUCUCACGCUCAACACAAAACAGGGAGGGGCAGCCCUCCCUGCUUCGUCUGUGGAGAAGAGCCACACACGGAGAUUCUCACAGCCGCAGCAGAAUCAAGUGGAAGGGCAGAGGCAGGAGGAACAAGAGGAGUUGGAACAGGAACAGCAGCAGGAAGAGAAACUGGAUCAGGGAAGGGAGGGGGGAGAUCAGCAGCAUACCCAGCUGCAAUGGCGUGGUUCUCGGUGAAUCUAAGGGAGCACCUGACUGCUCUUCACAGCGCUCUGCUUCUCCGGCAGUCAGCCUUCGUUGCUGCUGCUGUCAACGAGAUACUCUCCCUCUACAAUUCUUCCUGUCCGUCCACGCCUGCCCGCCCAUCCUCUGUGCUGCUAGUGGGUCACUCUAUGGGGGGGAUAAUCGCCCGCCUGGCCCACAGGAGACUCACAUGGGGAGAAGGUUUGAAGCAGGAAGAGAAAAUGGAGUGCGAGGGAGAGGUGAAGGAGUGUGCGUGGAAGGAGGAAACACAAGGAGAAGGUGGGGGUGGACGGGAGCAAGAGAGGGGGCAGUGCGAGUGGGACAGAAAGAAACUGGUGCAGACAAUUAUCACCAUUGCCACACCGCACAGCCUCUUCCCCCUCCCCCUGCAGCCAUCCAUGCUCGCGCUUUACCACUCCCUCAGCCGCCACCCUUCCCAGCACUCUCCCUCCUCCCCUCUGCUCCUUGUCUCGCUUGCUGCUGGCCGAAGUGACUGGCAGGUCCGUUCAUGGGCGGCAGCAGUACCUCCGUCCCCAAAUACCACCUCCCUGCACCUCCCAAUCAGCACCUCCCCUCAACUUUGCUCUUAUUCCCCUUCAUCCUCCCCUUUCCCCCCUUCCCUCACCCUCCUUCCCACUCCCUCCAGGUCCGUUCAUGGGCAACAGCAGUACCCCCGUCCCCAGAUACCACCUCCCUGCACCUCCCAUUCAGUACAUCCCCUCACGUGUGGCUGUCAGCAGGGCACGAGCAGGCAGUGUGGUGCAACCAACCCGUGGCUCAGCUUGCCCACGCCCUUCUUUCACUGGUCGACCCGCGCACAUCACAACCCUUCUCCUCCCCCAACACGCGCCGUGCAAUCAUCUCCUGCCACCUGUCUGCUUCACCUCUCCUUCCCCGGCCCUUGUUGCUGGGGGCUGCUCGUUCCUCUGCCCCCACCACCCAGUAGCAGUGCAUUCUCCCUGCCAGUAUCACCAGCAUCACAGCAGGUCACAGGUCAAGUGCCCCAGCCAUCUCCUCUUGCUCUGCUCAUGUUUCCUCUGGAGAUAGCUGAAGGGGCUGGUGCUGUAAGCAAGGCCACUCUGCACGUGAAUGUUAUCACCAACACCAAGGACAAACCUCGCCCUCCUCACCACUUUCUCUCGCCAAAUCCCGCCCGCUGCCAUCCAGCUGUUGCUAUUCUGACUGCUGGCGACUCUACUGCGGGCACUGCUGCUUCUGCUGCUUCUGAAGCUUCCGCAGACUCUGAAGCUGCGGCAGCCAGUGAAACCAACAGGCGCAGCUGCACCCACAAUGCAGGGAGCUUUAAUAUUCUCUCCACCCAUACCUUUCACCACUCCACUAUUCUUGAGCUAGACUCUCCGCCACCCCACCUCACUCGCCCGUCCUGCCACCACUGCACUUCCCGCCAAUCCCUGAGUGCCCAUCGAUGCAGUAACCCUCAGUUCGAGACCACUCAGAGCCCGCCAAGUCAUGGUGGCGGUUUCUUGAGUGAUGGCUCAGACAGGGCGGUGCAUCGGGGCAGGGAGGACGAACUGUCUUUGCUGCUGCUGGUAAGGCAUGCUGUGAAAACCCCACCCACACCCCCUACCUCCCACGUCCCCUCCCUCCGACGCCCCGUCCCACGCCCCUCCCUCCCUAACCCUCUCCCGCCCACAAACUGUCCCUCCCACACCCGCUCCUCCCUCCACACCCCUCCCACGCCCCACCCCCCCACACCCUCUCCCUUCCCACGCCCCCUCCCUCCCCUGCCUCCUCGCUUUCUCCCCACCUUCUCAACACCUUUCCCAAUCCGUCACCCUCUGAGACAAUACGUCCUGCAUGCUUUCCUUCUAAUACUGCUGCUCUUAGAGUUUCAUAAACCCCCAUUCCAUCACUGUAGAGUCUCGAAAAGGGCCGAAAUCCCUUCCCAAAGUUCCCAAUUCUUGAACCUUGAAGUUUCACAGAACUCUCCUCCCCUCCUCAUUGCCCGCAACCACUCACUCCUGCGCACCCCCACCCCCUCCCUCCAGGUCGACCCCUCCUGCCCCUCCUCCCUCCUCAUCUCUGUUGACCUCCCUCGCUCCCUCACCUCCCUCCUCCUCUCCUCCGUCCCUCUCGUCAUCGGCUCAGCCCUCUCACUCGCUCUCUGCACUUCCUCCUACCUCUUCUCUCUCUCGCUCUCCCACUCCUCCGCUCCCUCGCUCCACACUCUCCCUUCUCUCCUCUCUCUCAUCGCCUCUUCCCCUCCUGGCCCACUUUCUCUAGCGCCGUUUCACGCUCCCUCCUCUCCUCACUCAUCCUCUUCUCUCUCCUACACUCCCUCUCUCACUCCUCCCACUCCUCACUCCCCCUCUCUCUCGCUCACACCAUCUAACAUCACCCCCCACACACGGAUUAUUUCCCGCAGCCCAGCCCCAUUCUGUUUCCUCCUCCUCCUCCUCUCGCCCUCUCCCUCUCUACCACUCCCUCCUCUCUCCUCUCCUCCUCUCACUUCCCUCCCUUCCACGACUCUCUCCCACCCUCACCUCAUUCCUUCACACACUUAA